UAUCUGGAUGAUCGCGCUCCUCGAGAAGUUAACUUCGUCUCUCUCUCUGCUCACUGUGAUCCAAUGUGGUUGGCUACUACCGUACAUCACCAGCCGGUCCGUCCGGUUCCGACGAUCUCCACCGCGGGUCCGAACCCGAAACUCGUGCAUCCCUGUCUUCCGAAACCGACAACGAAACCGUUUCGGUUCGGACCCUUCGGUGUCCGGCUCCGCCUUAACAAGUACAAAGUUUCGGCGGAAAAGAAGCAGCUCGCCGAGUUAGGGACUCAGAAUUCAGAUAGUGAGAAAUUAGAGGUAGGAGAAGAGAAAGUUGUAGAAGAAGAGAAAGUUGAAGGUUUGGAUUUGGGAUGGUUAGCUGCUUUUCCGCACGUGUUUAUAGCUUCCAUGUCGAAUUUUCUGUUCGGUUAUCACAUUGGGGUGAUGAAUGGUCCGAUUGUUUCGAUUGCCCGAGAACUCGGUUUCGAAGGGAAUUCGAUUCUGGAGGGACUUGUAGUUAGCAUUUUCAUUGUUGGUGCAUUUCUUGGAAGCAUAUGCUGCGGUACAAUUGUUGAUAAACUUGGUUGUAGAAGGACUUUUCAGAUUGCCACCAUUCCUCUCAUUCUUGGGGCAUUGAUAAGUGCACAAGCUCAUUCCUUGGAUGAAGUGACUUUUGGAAGGUUUCUUGUUGGCCUUGGCAUUGGUGUUGACACUGUUCUUGUACCAAUCUAUAUCUCAGAGAUUGCUCCAACAAAAUAUAGGGGUUCAUUGGGAACCUUGUGUCAAAUAGGAACGUGCCUUGGGAUUAUUUCAUCACUGUUUCUUGGAAUUCCCUCUGAAAAUGAUCCGCACUGGUGGAGGACGAUGCUUUAUAUUGCAAGUGUCCCUGGUUUUGUCCUUGCUCUUGGAAUGCAGUUUGCUGUAGAUAGCCCCCGUUGGCUAUGCAAGGUAGGGAGACUGGACAAUGCUAAAGAAGUUAUCAAAAAUGUUUGGGGAGCAUCUGAAGUUGAAAGGGCGAUUGAAGAAUUUCAGUCAGUUAUCAGGAAUGAUGGUAGUGAUUUGGACAGCAGCUGGUUUGAACUUUUGAAGGAGCCAAACUCAAGAGUUGCAUUCAUUGGAGGCGCCCUUUUUGUACUUCAACAGUUUGCAGGCAUAAAUGGAGUUCUUUACUUUUCAUCAUUGACUUUCGAAGACGUUGGAAUCACAAGUAGCGCUUUGGCAAGUUUGUUGAUCGGAGUUACGAACUUUGCAGGGGCACUUUGUGCUUUGUACUUGAUUGAUAAGCAGGGAAGGCAGAAGCUCUUGAUUGGAAGUUACUUGGGAAUGGCACUUUCGAUGUUUCUUGUGGUCUAUGCCAUCAGUUUUCCGUUAGAUGAGCAACUGAGUCACAACUUAUCAAUACUUGGAACAGUCAUGUACAUAUUCACCUUUGCAAUAGGAGCUGGCCCGGUGACUGGCCUUAUCAUACCAGAACUUAGCAGCAACAGGUCACGCGGGAAGAUCAUGGGAUUCAGCUUUUCUGCGCAUUGGGUUUGCAACUUUUUGGUGGGUCUAUUUUUCCUCGACUUAGUGGAGAAAUUCGGCGUUGCUCCAGUUUAUGGUACCUUCGGUGGAGUCUCCUUGUUGACAGCAAUUUUUGCAAACUACUUUAUCGUUGAAACUAAAGGCCGCUCCCUUGAGGAAAUAGAAAUGUCACUAACCUCCGAUUUCAGGGCUAGAGACAAGUGAGAGCUCAAAGAUCACGUUGAAGUUUCCACGAUGGAGAUUUUUUGGCGGUCAUUCUUUAUGUUUCGGUCUCCCAUCUCCAGGCAAGCUUUGUAGGAUUAUAGGAUCUGAUAUUGUACAUCACACUACACAUACAUGCUGUUAAAGCUGGCCAUUUUACUCGAUUUCAUUCUAGUUCGGUUCCCGGAAAAUUCUGUAUGGUGAAUACUUAGUACGCGUCAAAUUAUUCAGUCGAAUAUUCGGUUUGGUGUUGAUUGGAAGUCAAUUUUCAUGGUUCACACA
Messenger RNA from Pyrus x bretschneideri (Chinese white pear), 1983 nucleotides. Its product is annotated as probable plastidic glucose transporter 1. The transcript has 12 exons. The annotation marks the transcript as partial. Gene Ontology annotation, cellular component: membrane. NCBI's taxonomy places the organism in Eukaryota, Viridiplantae, Streptophyta, Magnoliopsida, Rosales, Rosaceae. Gene Ontology annotation, biological process: monosaccharide transmembrane transport. Gene Ontology annotation, molecular function: hexose transmembrane transporter activity. The record is from RefSeq and is a predicted model, not a curated record.